AUGCACAUGAAGCCAGGAGUUGGAAAUGUUGGUAUUCAAUGCAUAGAAAGGGAGCGACAGGCACUCCUCAGGUUGAAAGAUGAACUGGUUGACGAAUAUGGUGUUCUCUCUUCUUGGGGGAGAGAAGACGACGGAAGAGAUUGCUGUAAAUUGAGAGGCAUCGCUUGCAGCAACCGAACAGGUCAUGUUGUUGUACAACUUGACCUUUGCACUGCAGAGUAUUACUCUGUUUACAAUGACUCUAUUUGCAAGCCGCUGAGAGGAGCUGCUGCUGCGACUCCUGCUUCUACUUCUGAAACAUUAGUUUCUUUAGUCUCAUGGAAAAGUUUUGUAACAUCAGUGUGCAUUUGGCUAGUUCCUUUAGUUUAUCAACUUGUUGCUCCUCAUAUUCAUAUUCAAUGA
Messenger RNA from Hevea brasiliensis (rubber tree), 402 nucleotides. RefSeq lists its product as uncharacterized. The transcript is spliced from 2 exons. Bases 1 to 402 code for a protein of 133 amino acids. NCBI's taxonomy places the organism in Eukaryota, Viridiplantae, Streptophyta, Magnoliopsida, Malpighiales, Euphorbiaceae. The record is from RefSeq and is a predicted model, not a curated record.